Molecule: messenger RNA, 2907 nt
Organism: Callorhinchus milii (elephant shark)
Lineage: Eukaryota; Metazoa; Chordata; Chondrichthyes; Chimaeriformes; Callorhinchidae
Gene: riox1
Product: ribosomal oxygenase 1
Exons: 15
Coding region: 96-1922 (608 amino acids)
Cellular component (GO): nucleolus
Molecular function (GO): histone H3K4 demethylase activity; histone H3K36 demethylase activity
Source: RefSeq, a predicted model, not a curated record
CCCGCCUGGACGUGCGUCAUGACACGGGUGAGCGUGAGGGCGGAUGACGACAGCGCGUCCUUGGCGGCGGUGGGCAGAGGGUGGAACCAGGCGCCAUGGAGACCGCGCGCGUGUCGGCUUUCGCUAUUUAUCGGGGGAUUGCGGGUCAGGGAGCCGGGGAGGGCAAUGGACAUGCAGAUGAGACGUGUAACGAAAAGCAAAAGAGUCAAAAUGGUUUGCAGUUGUGCAGAAAGAGCAAAAAUAUCAAAAGAAAACAAAGACAUUUAAUUGUUAAAGCCAAAUGCCUUGUGGCCCCUGUAUCUAUCAUGGAAGAUAAUGAAAUAAUACAAAGAUACCAUAGUGCUGGAAUAAAGAUUGCAGAAAAGAAGAGUAAAUCGGUCACGAAAAUUACCAAGAAGAUGAAUUUGAAGCCAAAGAAAGUCCACCGAAAGCAUAGUGAUACUCUUGCGUCAAUAAUGACCACUUCAACCACCAAGAUUAAAUCCUCCAGUAAGUCACAAGAACUAACAUCUACGGGAAUUGGGAUUGCACGUGAAUUAUCAUCACUAUUCGUGGAGUUAGAUCAAAUAAGCAACAGCAAGGAGAGAGCAAGCAGACUCUUUGAAUGGCUCAUAGAACCUGUCACCACAAAGGAAUUUUUCAGUGAAAUGUGGGAAAAGAAGCCAGCUAUAAUUAGCCGGGCCAUGGCAGAUUACCACAAGACACUGUUCUCCACGGAAGAGUUUGACAGGAUUCUGAAAGAGGAAUGUGUACUAUUUAACGUGAACUUGGAUGUAACCAGUUAUUUCAACGGAAAAAAAGAAAACCAUAACAUUCCUGGCAGGGCAUAUCCCGUUGUGGUGUGGGACUUUUAUAAGAAUGGUUGUUCUUUAAGGAUGCUGAAUCCUCAAGCCUUUUCCCUUAACUUGUGGAAGGUAAUGUCCAUUCUCCAGGAGUUUUUUGGGAGCAUGGUCGGAGCCAAUAUUUAUCUGACGCCUCCUGGGACCCAGGGAUUUGCACCUCACUAUGAUGACAUUGAAGCAUUUGUACUUCAGCUGGAAGGCAGCAAAUACUGGCGCAUCUACAAUCCGAGAACAGAGGGAGAAUUUCUUCCACAAGUGUCGAGUGUUAACUUAACUGAGGAGGAUUUGGGCAAACCUGUAUUGGAGGUUGUGCUUGAACCCGGGGACCUCCUAUAUUUUCCUAGGGGCUUCAUCCACCAAGCUUCCUGCUUGCCCACCACUCACUCACUUCAUGUGACCAUUUCAACCUAUCAGAAGCACACUUGGGGAAACUUGUUAAAAAAGAUUCUUCCAGCUGCUUUAGAGGGCGCUCUUCAAGAUGAUGUAGAGUUCCGUCAAGGCUUGCCCCUAAAUUACCUAGAAUAUACUGGAGUGCAGCAUUGUGAGAAGGUUAACGCCCAAAGGAAGAAAUUCAUUAAAAAGAUUAAUAGUUUAAUUGGAAGGCUACAAGCGUAUGCGGGAAUCGAUGCAGCUGUUGAUCAGAAAGCUAAAGAAUUUAUGCAUGAUUGUCUGCCACCUGUACUUUCAAAAGAUGAAAUUGCUUGUAGUGUUCAUGGUGCACCAACGCGAUGGGAAAAUGGCAAACCACGUGAUGUCUUACUUGAUAUGAAAGGAGAUACCGAAAUCCGAAUGCUUCGCAGCAACAUUGCCAGGCUAUUCAGCGAGGACAACAGAAUAUUAUUGUCUUACACAGUGGAGAAUUCCAGAAUUUACCACGAGGUGGAGCCACAAUCAAUAGAAAUAGACCCAGAGCUUGCUGAUGGAAUGGAGUAUUUGCUUUGUGCAUAUCCAGAAUUUAAAACUAUCCGUAGCAUUCCUUGUGCAGACCUGGAGGAAAAGGUCUCCUUGGCUUCUGCCCUGUUUGAAAGAGGACUGGUGAUCACAAAGAAGCCACUUUCUAGCAUGCCAGAGGAUCAAUGAAUUGCCUCAUAUUGGAUUACAAUCCAUUUCAGAUCAAUGUACAUUGUACAUACCCCAGAUUAUCACAGAUUAAAAACCUUUUAUAGACUACAAUUGAAAUAUAUCUCCAAAUUGAUUUAAAUACAGCAGAAAUCAAGUGGUGCUCAAAACCAAACAUCUUACUAAAAUGCCCCACUGACUGGACUUGACUGCCUUACAUUACCAUUGGCUUGAAUGGUCAUUGUUGUAAUUAAAUAUAGUGAGGUGUACGUGGAUAUCAAUUUGAAUUUAUUGAAUGAGAGAUGUGUAUGCAGAUUUCAGUGCAGUGAUCAUGUGUGAAACUUGCACAGGAUGUUCUGAUAAAAUUGUUUUAAUUUACAAUUAAUUGGGGGAGAAUGAUUGUAGAAGUGAGCUUUAAAGGAUGAGUACAAUAUUCACAGUCUGAUGCCUGGGCUGAAAAUUGGUAGGUUUAAAAGCAUUGGAGGUGUGCCUGCCAGUUUAGUGUGAUUUUCUACAUCGGGUUUGCAGUUCAGUAAACUGAACACUGGAAGGAUGCAAGUUUCAUCACCACAGAUUAUUAGUUGUUCUGUAAACAUGCUGUCUGUGUUUAUUCAUGUAAAGCUAUGUUUGUACCCAAAACAAAAUGACUUAAAAUAAAUACUAGGUGUUAUAGUAGUCAUAAAUAUGCAUGAUGAUAACAAAACACACACAACAUCCUGGGUAGGUUACAUUGAGGAAGACAAUGUAACUAAUGUAAGAUCAAGACUGAUUAACCUUCAGUGAAUGCUGUUUUUUUUUGUUAAGAGUAACAGUUAAUUUCUAGAAAUGUGGAUGUAUUUAACCCUAAGAACUUAACUAAACUUUUAAAUAACAAUUGAAACCUUCUCAUACCUGGGCUCAUCUAUUUCAUGAUGUUGAAAGAAGGGAUCAAUAUUGCGGGUUAUUGUGAAAUUCAGUUGAAGGAAUUUAACCUGUUUUAUAUUAAGCAACAAGACGAACACAUUGC